This is a messenger RNA of Cryptomeria japonica (Japanese cedar), 2061 nucleotides long. RefSeq names its product disease resistance protein RUN1-like. The record is from RefSeq and is a predicted model, not a curated record. Gene Ontology annotation, biological process: defense response. NCBI's taxonomy places the organism in Eukaryota, Viridiplantae, Streptophyta, Pinopsida, Cupressales, Cupressaceae. The coding region runs from base 1 to 2061 and encodes 686 amino acids. Gene Ontology annotation, molecular function: ADP binding. The transcript has 4 exons.
AUGGUAGCGAAUGAUCUGAUCAAGACAUUCGACAGAGUGCAGCUUGAAGUUGCCAAGCAUCCAGUGGGAAUGGACAGCGUCAAGAAUGCUCUCAUUCAGAAAUUAAACCUCAACUCAGUGAAAGAGGUGAUUAAAGUUGGAAUAUGGGCUACCGGUGGUAUUGGUAAGACCACUUUUGCCAAGGCCGUGUACAAUCAGAUUUAUACUGAUUUUGAAGCUGCUUCAUUUUUAUUUAAUGUGGGCACUGCUGCUAAAGAGUCCAGGGGCCUUACAAAUUUGCAGAAAAAAAUUCUCAAAGAUUUAUCCAAAUAUGGUGGAGAAGUGGACAGUAUUGAUGAAGGCAUAUCUCUGUUUAGAUAUCAUUUGAGAGGAAAAUCUGUGCUGCUCAUUUUGGAUGAUGUGGAUGCUGUUGUACAAUUGAAUGCUUUGCUUGGGGAUUGGCUGGGCUGCGACAGCAGAGUUAUUAUAACUUCUAGAGACAAACACAUUCUCAAUGUUGCCCAGAUCUCAUAUGAAUGCAUACACAAGGUGAGUGGAUUAGAGAUAAAUGAAAGCAUCCAGUUAUUUAAUCGGCAUGCAUCUCCAAGUCCUGAGUACGAAGAACUCUCCAAAAGAAUAGUGGAAGCUUGUAAGGGACAUCCUCUUUCAUUGGAAGUGGUUGGAUCCUUCUUGUCUGAUAAACAUAAUGAUAAGAAUUGCUGGACAGAAGCCCUUCACAACAUUCCCCUCAACCCAGAAAUUCAUGAAAGACUCUACAGGAGUUAUAGUGCUCUCAGUGAUGAAGAAAAAGAAAUAUAUCUAGACAUCGCUUGCUUCUUCAUUGGAGAAGAAAAAACAUUGCCGAUUGUUUUCUGGAAAUCGUUGUACCAGAUGGUAGACACUGCUGUAUCUAAUCUUUCAAUGAAGUUACUAAUAAAUAUUGACGACAAAGGCUUAUUUGAUAUGCAUGACCAUGUCGGAGAUAUGGGGCGAAGUAUUGCAGAAAAAGAGAAAAAGGGUGCCCGAAUAUGGGAGGAUGCCUGUUUAAGUAGUAUAUCCAACAGCACCAAUUUCUCUCGCCUUCGACUCAAUGGGGGUAAUCUGCAAAGACUUGAAAUGCUGUACAGACCCUCUCUUUCGUAUCUUCACUUGGAGAAUGUGCACGUUGAAGGCAUGACAAUGGACACACUAGCCACGCUUCCUCCCAGUUUGAGAUGGUUAAGGUUGGAAAAAUGUCACUUCGCAUUUGGAAUAAAUAGUCGUUACUCCGGACUUGUGAAUAACAUAUGGUUAAGCUUGCAAAAGUGCCAAUUUGCUUUUGGGAUGGAUAGUGCAAGAAGGAAGCCACGGUACUCUAGAUUUGUGGAUAACAUGAAGCUGAAGGCUAUGCAAAUACACGCCUGCGAAGGCAUUGACAGCGUUUCAAUCUCCUCCUUAUUUUCACUUGCUAAUAUACAACUCCAGCACUUGGAGUUGGAUUUGGAAAGUUAUUCGGGUCUAAACAACCUGCCUGAUACCAUUGGUAUCCUGUCACAGUUGCAGCACUUGGACUUGAGAGGGUAUGUGAGGUUAAAUAACCUUCCUGAUGUCAUUGGCAAUAUAUCACAAUUGAAGUACUUGGACUUGGGACUGUGUGGCCAAAUAAAAAACCUUAUUGAUACCAUUGGCAACCUGUCAGCACUUGAACUUGGAAUGCAUUGGCAAACUAUCCCAGCUGCAGCACUUGAACUUGAACUUGGAAGGGUGUAUGCACUUGAACUUGGAAGGUUACAGUAUUUGAACAUAAAAAGAUGUGAAAGCUUAAAUAAGCUUCCUAAUUCCAUUACUAAUCUGUCACAGCUCCAGUACUUCAAUUUGAAAGGGUGUGUACGCUUAGAUAACCUUCAUAAUAUUGGCAACUUGUCACAGCUGACUCAGCUGCAAGACAUUGGUUUUGACUUCCUCAGCUGUAAAGGUCUCGUUGGAGGAUACGGAGGCAUUCCGGGAUUCAACGCAAGAGAACGCGCAGAUAUAGAGGAAGGGGGCGAAAACCAAAAUCUUGGGUUUACCGUUUCUGUAACGUUGAACACAGCUGACAAUUAG